AACGAGCACUAACAUGCGGGCAUCUAUCUUACAUGCCUUUUCCUACCUUCGCAGUGUGUUUCCGAUGUUUUUUGAGAUAAGUUCCGAUUUUGCGAUCCUCAUAAAUAUAAACAAUGAUAAAAUAUGGCCACAGCCAUCGGGAACGAUGUAUACACCGAAUAUUAUUAAAUUCUGAGGUCAACGAUCAGACUGUAGUUUGAAAAUGUGGGCGAUAAAUUGUCAUCCGUUUUGUUUCAUCUGAUUUUUUUUUCUAUACGAUGAUCCCAGCUACUGAUCAUUUCUUCCAAAGUUUCAAAAGUGGUGCCAGACUUUUUUUAAGCGGGAUUCAAUUGAGUGUCCCCACUUGACUCGAUGAAAAAAUUCUCGAGUUAACAUGACGGUGAAAGAAUGGUUCAGGAAAUAUCAACCGCUACAGCUGUAUAUUGUUUUAAUAUUGACCAUACUAUUUCUAACUAUACAGUUAGUAGUAAGUCAUAUUACUCAUGCAUUGACACUGCUAAUGAAUUCAUACCAGAUGUUAUGCAAUGUUCUUGCACUAAUUGGAUAUAUUAUAACCAUUAAGUUUCAAUCCAGAGAUCUCCAGGACCUGACCGGUCAAAGAAAAAACGUAUCGCCAAAUGGCACCGAUACGACCAACAAAGAGAAGUCUGAAAAUUCAAAGUUGGAGGCUACAGAGCACAAGCUCAAAAACACCUUCGGCUGGGCAAGAAUCGACGUUGUCUCCAUGCUCAUCUGCUGCGUAUUCUGCGGGUCCUUGUGCUUUUCGGUCAUCGUUGAAGCUCUGCAAACGCUGUUUCAUAUAGAUCACCUCCACGAAAUGCACAACCCGAUUUCCGUAUUUUGCAUGGGUGCGGCGUCCUUCUUGUUGAAUGUCUUAUGCUUCAUCCUCAUCGGCGGGUACACCUUUCAUCAGGGCUCCUUUUUGUACGUUACUGAGGGCGGAGAAGUAGUCCUGAACAGGGUACCACCGAUGGAGAAUGUGAGACAGGGUGAGAGGAGGCUGUCCAGAACGAAGACAUUCUCUUCCGAGUUGAGGAAUAAGAGGCAGAAUUUCAGGGAGAUGGUCAGAGAUACUUUAGGUUCGGUUUUGGUCAUUAUAUCCGCUGUGUUGGUGUACUUUGCCCACCCUGGGUAUGUUAAAUAUGUUGAUCCUGCUAUAGCAGUUAUCCAUGCCAUAAGUUUGAUGCAACUGAGUUUUCCAUAUAUGAAAGAAAGUUGUUUCAUCCUACUUCAAACCAUGCCUGGAUCUAUAAACAUAGAUUCGUUGAAGGUAGACUUACUAAAACAAUUCCCGGACAUCGUGAACGUUCAUGAUUUUCAUGUUUGGCAGCUUACUACCAAUAAAGUGAUCUCAACUGUACAUAUUAUUUUUCAGAGUCCUGAGGUUUAUAAGAGGAUAAAAAAUGAAUUGAUAAAUCAUUUCAACGCCAAUGGUAUCACUCAGGUUACCAUACAGCCAGAAUUCUUUACGAAAGCUCAAAAACUGGACGCCAUAACAUCCACAAACAUGUUGAAGUGCCUUAUGGCAUGCCAAGAAUCCUGCGGAUCUUGGCUGUGCUGCCCUGAGUCUGAAGAAGAGAAAAAUGAAUUGAAAGAAAUAACCUGUGGAUCUAAAGAAUCACUGCCAGAUCUAACCACCAAUACUGUGAUAUCAUCCCAACCAGAACCAACGCAGGAGAAUUCAUCCGAAGAAAUGCGAAAUCCAGCUGUUCCGCCACUGGAGAAGUCGUCGGAAGACAAAAAUCUACUGCGGAGAGAUCAGAAACUCAACAUCAAUGCUCAAGAAUUCGUGAACGACGUCAAAGAAGAGAUGAAAGCCAAUAUGUAGAUAACUAUGUACAUUUUUCUGUGAUUUAAUUGUGACUGAUAUUAAUUUGUAUUUCAUAAAACGUGCCUGUAUUUUAACAUGCGAGAUGCAUUUGUCGAGAUUUUGUACAUACUGAGUGUCUGAGAUUUUAUUUACAAUACUGACUAGGCCAGUGUAUCCCGAAUAAGUGAAAAUAUAAAAGAUGCAAAAAUA
Molecule: messenger RNA, 2020 nt
Organism: Coccinella septempunctata (seven-spotted ladybird)
Lineage: Eukaryota; Metazoa; Arthropoda; Insecta; Coleoptera; Coccinellidae
Gene: ZnT77C
Product: zinc transporter 1
Exons: 7
Coding region: 374-1828 (484 amino acids)
Biological process (GO): detoxification of zinc ion; zinc ion transmembrane transport; intracellular zinc ion homeostasis
Cellular component (GO): membrane
Molecular function (GO): zinc ion transmembrane transporter activity
Source: RefSeq, a predicted model, not a curated record